GAAAGCUACGACCACACUGUCACAUUGUUGGCAAAAGGCGGGCACACAGAAGAGCAGUUAAGCAUAAACAAACCGGCAAUGUCGCUGACUGACAUUUUGGAAUUGAACAAAACGGAGUUGUUCGCGAAGAUUCGCGAUGGAUUGCCCGUGGUGCAGAAGACGCAGAACCUGCUGGACUGUAAGGACGACCUGCUGUUCGCCUGGGAUGCCAAGGAGUGCUGCCUGCUGGUGCGCAACUGGCGCUCCUCGCUGGCGGGCGAGGUGAGCGUCCAGUUCCAGACCCUGAUCCCCUCCAGCACGGUGGGUCUCGAUGUGGACCGCGUGCUGGCAUCAAACGAGUGCUCGCUGGUGGCGCUGAGCGGACCGCGCGGCGUGACCAUCCUGGAGCUGCCCCGCCGCUGGGGACCCGAUGGAUACUACAAGGACGGCAAGGCCAGGAUCACUUGCCGCACCUUCAGCCUGGACACGCAGCUGUUCCUCAACAACCCGCACCUGGAGGUGCGCCAAAUGCGCUGGCAUCCGCACUCCGUGUCGGACUCCACGCUGCUGGUGCUGCUCAACAACAACACCAUCCGGGUGUACAACCACUCCAAGCUGCGCCACGUGUGGCAGGUGGGUCCCUCGCUGCACCGCGGCGAAGGCACUAGCUCGCUCUGCGACUUCGGCGAGGUGGCCGUGGACUUUGACAUCGCCCCCGCUGGAAAAACUCGAGGUGACUCGGAAACUACCGGGAAAAACGAAACCACACUGGAUAAUAGCAACAAAACGCUGAUGGCAGCCAAAUCGCUGCCCAAGCAGGAGAGGAUCGAAUGGCCCGUAGUGGUGUUGCGCGAGAAUGGCAAUAUCUACGUCUUGAUGACCGGCGUGGACUCUGAGAUGACGCGUCUGCAGGGCCCCAUCACCAUAACGCCCCAGACGCGUGACAACUACGGCCUGGAGUCGUGUGCCCUCAUGAUCAUACCUUCGCUGCCGCCAACUAUCGUUAUGGCCGAGUCCAACGGCAAGCUGCACCAUGCCCUGCUCAUGGAGGCGGAGGCCGCCGAGCUCUCCUUCAACGAGGUGGACGACUUUGUGCUCAUCGAGCCCGCCGAAUACGUCGUACACGUUCUUGAAACUGUGGAACUGGAGCUUGGACUGGCUGCUGGAGGAGGAGGAGGAGGAGCGGCAGCAGCCUCCUACAACUGUCCCGUGUACUUGAAACGUGAUCUGAUCAACGAAAUGCGCUACUUUGCCUACCACAAUGCGGGCUUGCACGCCGUCACCGUGAGUUUCAUCUCCGAGCUGCAGCGCUACCUGGACAGCGAGUCCGAGGAUGACAGGCUGGAGCUGGCGGCCUCUUCCCGGGCCGAGUACAUCCUGUGCACCAAAUUCGACUCCAGUGAGUCCGUGAACGCAGUCUUCGGGCUGGCUCUACUGCAAAUUCCUGCCGGAGUGGUCCUGCUCCUGGGCAGCGGCCAGGUGAUCAGUCUCAAGCUGGUCAUCGAUGCCCAACUACUGGUGACACCCAAUGAGAGCAAGCAGGCUGGCUUGGAUGUGUCGCAACAGGAAAGUGGGCCCUCGUUUGUGGACACCAUUAAAUCGCUGCUGCAGCGCAGCGUGAACCAGCCCAUCCUGGCGGAAAAACUCGCCUCGCCCUCCGCUCAGGAGAGCUACGAGCUGCUAAACCAGGCCAUCGAGGUGCUGCGCGAACAGUACCUGAAGCGGCAUGACCUCGUGCGCGCCGCCUUCGCCCGGCACAUCAACCAGAUCCAGCUGAAGCGUGAGCAGCAGAAGCUGGAGAUCCAGGACCUGGAGCAGGAACGCGAACUGAUCAGCGAGCGGGCCCACAAGCUGGCCGAGCGCUUCGAGGAGAUCAGCUACAGCCAGGAGCUGCUCGUGCGCAAGUGCAACGGCCUGAUGCAGAAGGCCAAUGCCGCCCUGCCCAACAAUGUGGUGGCGGAGCGCGAGUUUGCCCAGGAAGUGAGCCGUCUCAACACCGUCACCCAGAGCAUGGCCGCUGGCUUGGAGAGCUGCAAGAAGACGCUGAACAAGCAGCGCUACCACAUUGCCAAGAGCCAGGAGGACCUGAAGAAGAAUGCCUACGAGCUGCCGGAGAAGCAGCACAGCACCAUCACCGAGAUACUGACCCAACUGACCGGCGAGAUCGAUCGCCAGAUCAUCGACGUCAAGCGCAUCAACAAAAUCGUUGGUGUAUAAGCUCGAAUGGGAGUGCGCACUGUUAUGAUUUCGCCACGUUUUUGUUGAUGGUAAAUCCGAAGCGUAGAACUAAAACGUAUUAAUAAUAAACAUGUCGAUUAAGUCC
Molecule: messenger RNA, 2302 nt
Organism: Drosophila gunungcola (fruit fly)
Lineage: Eukaryota; Metazoa; Arthropoda; Insecta; Diptera; Drosophilidae
Gene: mbo
Product: nuclear pore complex protein Nup88
Exons: 1
Coding region: 79-2196 (705 amino acids)
Biological process (GO): ribosomal large subunit export from nucleus; mRNA export from nucleus; ribosomal small subunit export from nucleus
Cellular component (GO): nuclear pore
Molecular function (GO): structural constituent of nuclear pore
Source: RefSeq, a predicted model, not a curated record